AGUCCUAAAAUAUGCCACCAAUCCAAAAUCCCACAUCGAAUUAUUGCAUCGAAUCCCAAUUCUACAUCUUUUGAGCCCAAAAACAGUAGCAUUCAAUCCGAGAGAGAGAGAGAGAGAGAGAGAGAGAGAGAGCAAAUAUAUAUAAUAAAUAAGUUCGUUCUGCAAAUCCUCUGUACAUCUUCAGAAAAACAAGAGAAAAUGGUAAAUGGAAGGUUGUAAAUUUGGGUGUAUUUAAUCAAAGAAAAGAAGACAUUUUUGUUGAGGUGUUUUGUAUUUCUAAAAGUGGUGGUGAAAAUGUCUACGAAAGGUAUGUAUACGUUAAGAGAAGAUAAACAAGAGUUAACGAAGCAACUAGGAUGCAUGAAUGGGAUUUUUCAGCUUUUUGAUCGACGUUAUCUACUUGGCCAAAAGAAGCUACCUCAAGGUGGAAAAAAGGAGAUCAACAAUGCAUCAGAGAAACCAAAGGAGAAAAUGGCAAAUGAAAAACACAGAGUAUCUACUGAAUCAUCAAGAAACUCAGUUUCUUCUUCUAGUUCAUUAUUAGAUUGUAGUAAAAGACUUCAAACAGAACCCUCUUCAAUUUGUCCAAGCAUCAUUUCCGAACCCUUGCCUCCAACUGUCACAAAAGAUGAUAUCAAGAAUGUAGUCAAGGAUUCAAUGACUCGAAAGCCUCGAGUAGUGUCAGUAAAAACUGUCGCGAAAGACGAACGAAAAGGUCCCAUAAUGACACAUACUGAUUCCCCAAGGCCUGUUUUAUACGAAAGAAAAGAUCAAAAUCUUGAUAAACUUAAAGAAAUUUCAAGGGGUGUUAAGGAGAUUUCAAGGUUUUCAUGUGAUGGAAGGGAAUCAAUUUACAAGUUAAAAUCCGUUGCUAAUAUUAAAGAGAUUCCGAGGUUAUCUUUAGAUAGCAAACAAACUUCUAUCAAGAAUCACAAGACUACCCACGACUUAUUAGUAACAAACAAGCGACCUUCUUCAAGUGUUGUCGCAAGGUUGAUGGGUUUAGAAGCUUUGAAUGACGUCAUCAAUGGAGGUGAUAGUUUAAAGACAAAACCAUGUUUAGAUGACACUAACACAUCGGUUUCUCAUUCAAGAUUAUCAAGCAACAAAAUGGCAAUGACAUCACCUCGAAUUCAACUAGAACCAGCUCCAUGGGGAACCCAGAAACAAGCGACUCAUAAGAAAGCUUCUAGAGUUGACCAUGGCUGCCAUUCGGUUUAUGGUCAAAUCCAAAAAAGAAUGAAUGACGUUGAGUUUAAAAGCUCAGGAAAAGAUCUAAGAGCUCUAAAGCAGAUUCUUGAAGCGAUACAGAGGACAAAUAUGAAGUUGGAGAAGACGGAAGACAAGAAAAUAGUUCAACAAGAUUCAAUGGUGAUUACAAGUCUUCAAAAAGUCAAGAAAGUCAACCGUAUAGAUAAUAGGCGAUGUGUAAAAAACUUAACUCCAAUUGAAACAAAAGCUAAAAAACCGGUGUCACCUUCAAGAAACUCGGGAAAUGUAAGCCCGAGAUUGCAGAGAUCAAAGAAUGGAAUCGAAAAGCAACCGGUUCGUGGGAAUAGAAAGCAACCGAAGGGGCAAUUGAGUAAUUUUAGUAGUCAUGUAAGAAGUUUAAGUCAACAAAGUGACAUCGUUUCAUUCCCUUCGGAAAGUGAUACAAGUGUAGCUUCACAGAAUGAGUCAGAGGUUACGAGCAACGAUUCGAGUCAAGGGAACAAGAAUAAAUUUGCUGAAAGAUUGAUCGAGUAUAAGACAAUGGCUGAACAACCGAGUCCUGUUUCGGUUCUUGAUGCAUUUUACACAGAAGAAGCAAUGUCUCCGAUGAAAAAGAAAUCGUAUAGAUUUAAAGAUGAUGAGGAUUUGCACUUUGAUGAACAAGAAUGGAGUCAAGUGGGAAUAGACAACUUGGCCGAACUAAAUCAGUCCCCUUCAGGGGUAAAAAUGGAAAACAUAAAUCAUCUUGUUCGUCAAAUUGAACUAUUAAACUCCACAAGUGAUGAAGUCACCAUGAAUCCACAUGAAAAUGGAGAUAAAAAAUACAUCAAAGAGAUUUUAUUAGCCUCUGGUUUUUUCAAAAAUCUUGAUUGUGCUACAACAAUCGUUCACCUUCAUCCAACAGGCAGCUUGAUCAACCCUGAGUUGUUCAACAUUUUGGAAAAAAACAAAAAUACCCAUGAGUCCAAAUCAUCAAAAUCCGAGAAAAUGAGGAGAAAGAUGAUAUUUGAUAGCGUUAAUGAUGUUCUUGUGCAAAUAUUAAGGAAAAAGAAAGGAAGGAUUCCUAAUGGAGAGAAGAUAUUGAUGGAAUUGUGGUCAGAAAUAAAUAAUCUCCAAAGUAACAAAGGGAGUGAACAAUAUGAUGAAGUAUUAAACAUCAUAGCUAUGGAUGUGAAUAAAAAGUCAGAAGAUUGGGAUGAUAAUUGUAAUGAGAUUCCAAAUUUGGCUUUAGAUAUAGAACGUCUUAUUUUUAAAGAUUUGAUUAGUGAGAUUGUGAACUUUGAGGUAGCUAGUCUACAAUAUGGGCCUCAGAAGCAUUGUAGGAAAUUAUUUAUUAUGUAGAAAUUGACUCUUGUAAUUGGAAAAAUGGUGGUAUAAUUAUAAUGAUAUAGGUUGUUAGAUA
Lactuca sativa (garden lettuce) is the source of this 2614-nucleotide messenger RNA. RefSeq names its product protein LONGIFOLIA 1. The record is from RefSeq and is a predicted model, not a curated record. Gene Ontology annotation, biological process: regulation of monopolar cell growth. NCBI's taxonomy places the organism in Eukaryota, Viridiplantae, Streptophyta, Magnoliopsida, Asterales, Asteraceae.